Messenger RNA from Acanthamoeba castellanii str. Neff, 882 nucleotides. Its product is annotated as cation efflux family superfamily protein. The transcript has 6 exons. Lineage: Eukaryota; Discosea; Longamoebia; Acanthamoebidae. Gene Ontology annotation, biological process: monoatomic cation transport; transmembrane transport. Gene Ontology annotation, cellular component: membrane. The record is from RefSeq and is a predicted model, not a curated record. Bases 1 to 882 code for a protein of 293 amino acids. Gene Ontology annotation, molecular function: monoatomic cation transmembrane transporter activity.
AUGCUGGCCGACGCGCUGCACACCCUGUCGGACGGCCUCUCCGAUGGCGUCACGCUGUGGGCCAUCUACAUGAGCGCCCUGCCCCACUCUGCCAAAGUUGCGUUCAUCGAUGACCAUUUCAUCGUCAAUCGGUUUGAGACGGUGGGCACAUUCCUCGUGGCCUGCUCGUUGAUCUCGUCGGGCGCCGGCAUCGCCUACCAUGCCGUCGAAGGCGUCUUAUCGGGCGAAGAAAGGUUGGUACCGACCGAGCUGGCCCUCUACGGCGCCAUCGGCUCGAUUCUGGUGAAGGAGAUUUUGUAUCAGGUGACGAUGGUGGUGGCGCGACGGGCCAACUCGAGCCUGCUCAAGGCCAACGCGUGGCAUCACCGCUCGGACGCCAUGUCGUCCAUCAUCGCCCUGCUUGGUAUCGCCGCCGCCCAGGCCGGCCAGUCGCCCUACUGGGACCCCGUGGCUGCCGCCGUCGUGUCCGCCAUGAUCGUGCGAAUGGGGUGGGGCAUGGUGCGGCAGAGCGUGGGCGAAUUGACCGACGCGGCCAAGGGCAACGAGGAGGACGUGGCGGACGUGCGCUACCUGGCCCUCCGCGUGCCCGGCGUGAGGGAGUGCAGCGCGGUGCGCGUGCGGCGGCUCGGUCCCUACAGCGCCGGCGACGUUCGCAUCGCGCUUGCAGAUCCCGGGGCCAGCCUGGACGAGGCGCUGGCCAUCAAGGACAAGGUGCGCAGCGAGCUGCUGCACCACAUGCCACAGCUCCGAGAGGUCGUCAUCGAGCUGAGCUCGCCAACCCCUCAUCACCAUGGCCGCCAUUCCGCCACCGAGGAGAAGAGGGUCCAACAGGCCAGCGACGUAGAACAGACAACACCGUCAGGUGAUGAUUCGCACCGAUGA